This is a messenger RNA of Onychomys torridus (southern grasshopper mouse), 596 nucleotides long. RefSeq names its product glutathione S-transferase pi 1 (gene Gstp1). Gene Ontology annotation, biological process: glutathione metabolic process. The transcript has 5 exons. The record is from RefSeq and is a predicted model, not a curated record. NCBI's taxonomy places the organism in Eukaryota, Metazoa, Chordata, Mammalia, Rodentia, Cricetidae. Gene Ontology annotation, molecular function: glutathione transferase activity. The coding region runs from base 15 to 596 and encodes 193 amino acids. Gene Ontology annotation, cellular component: cytosol.
GGCGCUGCGAGGUUAUGCGCAUGCUGCUAGCUGACCAGGGCCAGACUUGGAAGGAGGAGGUGGUGACCUUGGAUGCCUGGGGGCAGGGUACACUCAAGGCUUCCUGUCUGUUUGGGCAGCUCCCCAAGUUCCAGGAUGGAGACCUCACCCUGUACCAAUCGAAUGCCAUCCUGCGGCACCUGGGCCGCUCCUUCGGGCUCUACGGCAAAGACCAGCAAGAAGCAGCUCUGGUGGACAUGGUGAACGAUGGCCUGGAAGACCUCCUCAGGCACCUUGUCCAGCAGUUCCUCCGUAACUAUGAGGAGGCCAAGGUCCAGUACCUCAAGGAACUUCCAGGACACCUGAAGCCAUUUGAAACUCUGCUGGCCCAGAACAAGGGUGGCCAGUCCUUCAUUGUGGGUGACCAGAUCUCCUUUGCUGAUUACCGACUGCUAGACUUGCUCCUGAACCAUGAGCUCCUGUACCCUGGUUACUUGAAUGACUUCCCUUUGCUCUCUGCCUAUGUGGCACGCCUCAGAGCGCGACCCAAGCUCAAAGCCUUCCUGGAGUCCCCUGAGCAUGUGAACCGGCCCAUGUCUGCUCGCCUAAAGAUAUGA